UCCAGGCAUCGAAGAUUCACGACUAAGGGACCUGCCUCAUCCUCUCCCUACCCCUUCCCUCGUGCUCCACACGGAGAAAACAGGACUAACAGCCUCAGAAUUCUCAGAGAGCCAAAGAUUUCUUUUUUUUUUUUUAAACUGCCUUCAGCAGUGAGCACAAAGCCACAUUUCAAAGGAGACUGACAAAUUAUCCCCAGCUGCCAGAAGGAGAAUUCCUUUUGGACGCCUUCUUGCCUCCUGUGAGAUAUUACCCAACCUGCUGCAAGAAUGAAGGUGUUCCAGUUCCUCGGAGGAAUGGUCUUCUUCACCUUCAUGUUUUCCAGCUACUCUGAACAAAAUCAAGUGAAUGUGCUGUGCUCGACGGAUUGGUUCAUGGUCACCGUUCACCCCUUCUUGCUGAAUAAUGAUGUCUAUGUCCACUUUUAUGAGGUGCAUUUGGGCCUGGGUUGUCCUCCCAACCACGUUCACCCACACUUCUACCAGUUUACCUACCGAGUUACAGAAUGUGGCAUCCGCAUCAAGGCCAUCUCUCCAGAUGUAGUUAUCUACAGCUCUGAGAUCCACUACGCUUCCAAGGGCUCAUCCUCUAGAUAUGUGAUCCCCGUGUCAUGUGCUGCCCCUCGACGGUCCCCUUGGCUCACUAACCCCCAGUCCGUGAAAUCUCCCGGCAACAACAUGGCUGCGACCCAGAGGAAUGAGACGUCCUACAAUGUGUUCAGCUUGCCAGAGCCUAGCCAAGCAUCCAACUGCAGCUGUCCACCUAGUGUCUUCAAUCAAGAGAGCAUGUAAGCCCAUCACCAGCAGAGUCUUUGGAGGCCCAUCUCGUGUAGUCAUCGGACUUCACUGAUAUUUCUGGGGACUAGUGUGUUCACUCAGAUGAUAUGGGGAAAGCCAUGUAGUGCCCAGAUUUGGAGGCUUCUGAAAACUCUGUUUCUAGAAUUAGUAUGUAGCAUUUUCUACUGUCAGUCAAAUAAGUGCCAUUAGGGCUUUUGAAGAUGAAUU
Molecule: messenger RNA, 1002 nt
Organism: Phodopus roborovskii (desert hamster)
Lineage: Eukaryota; Metazoa; Chordata; Mammalia; Rodentia; Cricetidae
Gene: Plac1
Product: placenta enriched 1
Exons: 3
Coding region: 268-789 (173 amino acids)
Source: RefSeq, a predicted model, not a curated record